GCGUGUAUCCUUCCGCAGAGCCGGUGUGCCUCCGCCGCAGCGCGCGCAUCUGACGGCCCGCUCCAAGCCGAGAUCUCACAUCAUUUGCUUAGAGUUUCCUGUGACAAAUCUGUUUAUUUUUAAUCGAAUUUUUAGUUUUAUUUGUCGUGUCCAGUGUGUCUUGAGCGGCGCUGUUUGUGUUUUAUUCGGCUAGUCAUGGCUGACAUCGACAAACUCAACAUAGACAGCAUCAUCCAGCGCCUGCUCGAGGUGAGAGGCUCGAAGCCCGGCAAGAAUGUUCAGCUGCAGGAGAACGAGAUCCGUGGAUUGUGUCUGAAAUCCCGCGAGAUCUUCCUCAGCCAGCCCAUCCUCCUGGAGCUGGAAGCGCCGCUGAAGAUCUGCGGCGAUAUCCACGGACAGUACUACGACCUGCUCAGACUCUUCGAGUACGGAGGAUACCCCCCGGAGAGCAACUACCUGUUCCUGGGAGACUAUGUGGACCGAGGGAAGCAAUCUUUGGAGACCAUCUGUCUCCUGCUGGCCUACAAGAUCAAAUACCCGGAGAACUUCUUCCUGUUGAGGGGAAACCACGAGUGUGCCUCCAUCAACCGCAUCUACGGCUUCUACGAUGAGUGCAGGAGACGCUACAACAUCAAGCUCUGGAAGACGUUCACAGACUGUUUCAACUGUCUGCCCAUAGCUGCCAUCGUGGAUGAGAAGAUCUUCUGCUGUCAUGGAGGUUUGUCUCCUGAUCUGCAGUCCAUGGAGCAGAUCAGAAGGAUCAUGAGACCCACAGAUGUCCCGGACCAGGGCCUCCUGUGUGACCUGCUGUGGUCCGACCCAGACAAGGACGUGCUGGGAUGGGGCGAGAACGACAGAGGCGUGUCCUUCACCUUCGGAGCGGAAGUGGUGGCCAAGUUCCUUCACAAACACGACCUGGAUCUGAUCUGCAGGGCUCACCAGGUGGUGGAGGACGGAUACGAGUUCUUCGCCAAGCGGCAGCUGGUGACUCUGUUCUCUGCACCGAACUACUGCGGAGAGUUUGACAACGCCGGAGCCAUGAUGAGCGUCGACGAGACCCUGAUGUGCUCCUUCCAGAUUUUGAAGCCGGCAGAGAAGAAGAAGCCAAACUCCAGUCGUCCAGUGACUCCGCCCAGGAACGUGGUCACCAAACAGGCCAAGAAGUGAGGCUCGCUCGGACCAGCCGGACUUGUUUGAUACGCUCGGAUCAGGACGAACCGUCCACUGCGUCUUUAUCUCCGUUCUUUACCUUGUGUUCGCUCACAUAUUACACAAACAGCUCUUUACUCCCACUUCAGGACGACGAGUCAGAUAGACUCCUCACAUAGAAACCCAGGAGGAGCACCAGGUCAGGGAUUUUAACUCGACACGUUUAAGAUGAUUUGUGCUCCCGAUCGCCCCACUGUGAACAGACCAGUCUGUUUUUACGCACCUGAAGCUUUUUUUGUAUUUCGGUCUCAUGAAUGUGCCACGAGGUUUGACACUCAGUCCGCUUUUAUCAUUUUUAUUUUCAUGAUGGAUGUUGUGCGAGUGUGUGUGUCUUUGUCUUCUUCUUGGGUUCUGGCAUGGGCUCAGACGGACUUUUCUGUUGCAUGCGUUCGUGUUCGAGGGAAAGGACACGAGGCUUUCUCUCGGGGCAUGUCUUCAGAAUAAUGUAGCUCCUCAUCAGGUAAAUCACGUCAGGAAAACCUUUUCUUGCAGAUUUCUACAGUAUUUCAUAUAAACUCUCUGUGUAACCCAAACUCUCACUGUAAAUAUACAGGAAAUGUUUUCUUCAGUCUUGGCAAUAAUUCACAGUUUUCCACACUAUAAAUAAUUGUUAUACUUGCAGAAUAAAACGAAGGGAGAUGGAAACAUUA
Messenger RNA from Cyprinus carpio (common carp), 1859 nucleotides. It is a transcript of the gene ppp1cc, whose product is annotated as protein phosphatase 1, catalytic subunit, gamma isozyme. Lineage: Eukaryota; Metazoa; Chordata; Actinopteri; Cypriniformes; Cyprinidae. Gene Ontology annotation, cellular component: nucleus; cytoplasm. Gene Ontology annotation, molecular function: protein serine/threonine phosphatase activity. The record is from RefSeq and is a predicted model, not a curated record.